AUGUCAAAGCAUCACGGAUCUGCUGUUAUUUCUCGCCCUAAAGAACUGCCAGGACCAAAGGGACUCCCUUUUGUCGGAUCUUUGUUUCAGUGGAAGGGCCCGAAGACAAAUUUAGCUUGGACGCAACAGUUCGGCGAUAUCUACCGAGUGAAAAUGGGCAGCAGAACCCUUGUGUACCUAAAUAGUUUGGAUCUAGUGGAGAUAUACUUGGAAGGAAGCAAUGGCGAAUUGUUUCUUGAUCGUCCUGCAGGACCUGCAGCGAUAGCACAGGGUCUGCUAUUUGGCAGUGGAAAUGCCUGGAAGAAAAAUAAGCAUGCCCUAAUGGAAGCUCUACAAGUAAGAUCAUUCGUGGAAAGCAUGGAAGACGCCAUUCAGUCAGAACUAAAGAUUGUGAUAAAAAUUUUGAAUUCACGAUGUAAUAGACAAGUAAAGAUUGGUGAUGUGAUGUUGCACGCAUGCGCAAAUGUUAUUCCUGGACUCAUGUUGGGCGAAUCUCUGCCUGAAGAGUCUACACAAAGGAGAGAAAUUGGACAAGUUGCCCUAAAUAUGGAAGGUUCUGAUCUAAGUUCAAUACUGACACAGAUUUCAUUGAGGCAUCCCAAGCUUCGACUACCACUAUCAAAACUCUUCUUCAGGGAUAUCCCGGAUAUCCAUGAAUCAUCGCGGAUCUUGCAGAGACUUCUUCGUGCCUGGAUACGCCGAGCUCGCAACGAUUUACUUUCUUCUGCUCCUCUAGCACAGGCACCGGAGAGUAAUCAAGAGCUCCUGCAGUCUCUGAUUGAUCUAUUCUUUGGAGGAGUUACCAGCACACUGUCUGCUUUAGAGUUCACUCUGAUGUACCUGUCGAAGAAUCCUGAAAUGCAGCAGACGGCACAGGAAGAGAUAGACAGGGUCGUAGAAGGUAAUGGAGGAAGGUUAACGUGGUCUUUGAAAGACCAAAUGCCUUUUAUCCAAGCUUGUAUUAUUGAAGGCUUAAGACUGGGCGCUGUUACACCAUCAACGCUGCCUCAUAUUGCUACAGUGGAUACAGAGAUUGAAGGAUACGCCAUCCCCAGAGGUACAUUCGUUAUGGGUGGAAUAUACAGUUUACAUUACGACCCACGUGCAUACAUAGAUGCAGAGAGAUUUCAGCCGCAGCGCCACCUCACUGACAAAGGACAGAUUACUCCGCCGAAAUGUUUCCGUCCAUAUGGUGUAGGUGCUCGUCGCUGUGUCGGGGAACAAAUGGCCGGGAUGCAGCUUUUCCUGUACACCACAUCCAUCCUUCGCCAUUAUACCAUUCAACCUACCGAUGACACAUUAGCGCCCGCAAUGGAGACAUAUCUACGGGUAGUCCACAGACUCAAGGAUUUCAAGUGUGUCCUGCUGAAAAGAUUUUGA
Candidula unifasciata is the source of this 1380-nucleotide messenger RNA. NCBI's taxonomy places the organism in Eukaryota, Metazoa, Mollusca, Gastropoda, Stylommatophora, Geomitridae. The record is from the annotation of a GenBank genome assembly.